Bufo gargarizans (Asiatic toad) is the source of this 2262-nucleotide messenger RNA. RefSeq lists its product as uncharacterized. The transcript is spliced from 2 exons. Lineage: Eukaryota; Metazoa; Chordata; Amphibia; Anura; Bufonidae. The record is from RefSeq and is a predicted model, not a curated record. Gene Ontology annotation, molecular function: nucleic acid binding. The coding region runs from base 31 to 1914 and encodes 627 amino acids. Gene Ontology annotation, biological process: DNA integration.
GAACUUUGUGCUGCUGUCUUAGCGGUAGAGAUGGCAGACAUGAUUACGACUGAACUGGACAUUGAGGUCCAUGCAGUGAACUUUUAUACGGACAGCAAGAUUGUGUUAGGAUAUAUUCACAACACUUCAAAAAGAUUUUACACAUACGUGACCAACAGAGUGACACGUAUCAGAAAGUCUACAAGUCCAGAUCAGUGGCAUUACAUCAGCACAGACAAGAACCCAGCGGAUCAUGGGACAAGAUUGGUGUCAGCCGCUGUACUCAAGCAAACUAACUGGUUCGUAGGUCCAUCGUUUCUUGGUAAGCCAGAAAUCAAAGAGACUACUCAGGUAGAGACCUUUCAGCUCAUAGAACCAGAUCAAGACAAAGAGGUAAGACCUCAAGUUGCAGUUUGCAAGACUUUAGUUACCAGAGACAGUCUGGGCGCCCAUAGAUUUGAAAGGUUUUCCAGAUGGAAGUCGCUGACUCGUGCAAUCGGAAAACUUAUCUGUCUAGCCAGAUACUCCUCCAGAGCUACUAAUACUGAUCAACGUAGCAACGACCAUCUUGAACAAGCCAAGGUCGCGAUCAUCAAAUGCGUCCAGCAGGAAGUCUUUAAAGAAGAAAUUCAAAGCCUUCUGAAAAAGAAAGAGAUUUCUCGACACAGUUCGCUCAAGAAGUUGAACCCUAUCCUCGACGAAGACGGAGUACUAAGAAUUGGAGGUCGUUUGUCGGCAGCGGAUAUGACUAUCCAAGAGAGACAUCCCUUCAUCAUACCUAAGAAUCAUCACAUCGCUCUUCUUCUGGUAAGACACUAUCACGAGCAAGUUGCACAUCAAGGACGACACUUCACUGAAGGAGCAGUACGGUCAGCAGGAUUGUGGAUCAUAGGAGGUAAGAGACUAGUCUCCAGCGUGAUCAGCCAAUGCGUUACCUGUAAGAAGAUUAGAGGGAAACUUGAGGUUCAGAAGAUGUCAAACUUACCUGCAGACAGACUUGCUUCAGAUCCUCCGUUCACUCACGUAGGUCUAGACGUUUUUGGACCAUGGAACAUCUCUUCUCGCAAGACUAGAGGAGGCAGUGCCGAAAGUAAACGUUGGGCUGUUCUGUUCUCUUGCCUGAGUACUAGAGCAGUUCAUAUUGAAGUGAUUGAAUCUUUAUCCACUUCAAGUUUCAUCAAUGCCUUGAGAAGAUUCUUCUCUAUCAGAGGACCAGCGAAAUUGAUUCGUUCAGACCGCGGCACAAACUUUAUUGGGGCCUGCAAGGAGUUGAAAAUCAUCUCUACAGACUCUGAAACAGGUUCCUAUCUUCAAGAUCAAGGAUGCACUUGGACUUUUAAUCCUCCACACGCAUCGCAUAUGGGAGGAGCAUGGGAGAGGAUGAUUGGAGUAGCUCGUCGUAUUCUGGAUGCCAUGCUCCUGAAGGUUGGGUCUACUCGCCUCACUCAUGAAGCUUUAACUACACUAAUGGCUGAAGUCGUGGCCAUUAUGAACGCCAGACCUUUGGUUCCAGUGUCUACAGAUCCAGAGAUGCCAUCAGUCUUGACACCCGCAAUGCUGCUGACCCAGAAGAUGGAACCAGUGACAGCUCCCACUGGAGACUUUGACCUCAAGGACUUGUAUACUAAGCAAUGGAGACAAGUUCAAAGCCUUGCAGACAUUUUCUGGAAGAGGUGGAGACAGGAAUACCUGGUGACACUCCAGCCACGCAAGAAAUGGCAGGAUGACAAACCCAACUUACAAGUUGGAGACAUUGUCUUAUUAAAAGACACUCAGGCCCACAGGAAUGAAUGGCCUAUUGGACUCAUUGUGGCGACUGAUCCUAGUGGUGAUGCUAGAGUUAGAAAAGUUGAAGUUAGAGUUGUUAGACAGGGCAUUCCCAAGGUGUAUGCUAGGCCAAUUUCUGAAGUAGUUUUACUUCUGUCCAAAGGUUAGUGGCAUAACCAAUGGUACGCCAGGUGGGGAGUGUGCUGCCUUUGCAAUGUAUAUUACAUGCUUGGCACUCAGUAGUGUCUGUUUCUUUAAGACCCUCCAUUUUCUUGAAGCCUAGAGGCGGGUCUUCUCUGUACUCUCUAGGGCUUGCUGGGACAUAUCCUGUUCAGUCCAGCUCUGGCUACUAUAGUGACCAGAUCCACAGGACAUCUUAAAGCUAUUACAGAUUGCAAACCUGACGAACACCAAAGCCUUUUUACCUCACAUAUCAUCCCAUAUCAUAUCAUAUGAACAUUAUUGUACACAUUCCUGUUCAUUAUAUCUCAGUAAAGAUUGCAUCAGUUCAGCAAA